CGCACUUUUGAACAUGGGAUGCGUGUGUUCCCACUCCAGGUCCGACGAACCCGCAGAUGUGGCAGCAAGCGCAGGGGGUCACGUGAAGGCGCACGACCUACAGCAGCACCCUACCGCCAACACCAACGACGCUUGCUAUGUCCUCGAGUCGAGCCAUGUCGACCCAACAAUCAUCACCACAGCAACAGACAUCGACACAUCCCACUCGUCGCAAUCGUCGUCCUCCAUUGUGACAGGUGACCACCACCACACGAUCAUCGUCAAGCCCUCCAUGUCGACGUGUCGGCCUUCGUGGAUCGAGGACCUCGACACAGACCCGUUGCUCGCGGCAAUUUCCAUUCCAUACGAACAUCUCCAACUUCAAAGCGCCAGUCGAGCUGCGGGGAUCUUCGGAAACGUCCAUCGCGCAACCUACCAAGCCAUGCCGGUGGUCGUCCAUCGCUUGGACGCGUCCAAGCUCAACGACCGCCGCCUUCGCAUCUUCAAGGACGACGUUCAGUUGCUCAUGCGGCUGGAGCACCCCAACAUCGUUCAGUUUAUCGGGGCCUCUUGGACAGCGUCGCCGUCAAGGUAUCGUCGUCACUCUGACGUCCAUAUCGGAUGGCGUUAUCUUAAUUACGUUUUUUACUGGAAUAGCUGUUGUUGCCUUGUAAUGGAGCUGCCCCAGCGCGGCGACUUGUACUCGAUGCUGCGUAGCUCCAAGUACAAAUUGGCAUGGCACAAGCACUUGCUUCGCAUUGCCACAGAUGUCGCGACGGGCAUGAUGUAUCUGCAUGCAAUGGAUCCACCUGUGCUGCAUCGCGACCUACAGAGCAUGCAUGUGCAUGUCAGGUACCUCUCUCCUUCGUCGCCUUCUGUACCGACGGGAGGAUCAUGGCAUAUCCUGGUAGCUCCAACUAUGUUGGCAAGGUCGCCGACGUUGCGUCGACUCCGUUGUCCGCGCUAGGAAGCUCUGGCGUCGGUGGGACGAGGUGGAUGGCGCCGGAGCGGAUCCUCGGGCUCGCGUCAGGCAAAUCGGCGGAUGUGUUCAGCUUUGGCAUUUUGCUUUCUGAAAUGGACACGAGCAAACUUCCGUACGAGGACAUGGGCAGCCGCCACCUUCGGUCGACAAAGCACGGGAGCAUGGAGGUAGACCUUGCGAUGACGAUGACAUGUGCAUGACGGAGAGUGGUGGUAGAAAGCAACCAGAGCGUCGACGGAACUGCUCCGACGCAUUGCCACCGACGGACUCCGGCCCCAGAUGGCCGUGAACGGCCUCGCGACCGUCCGGGCGCUGUUCACACGAUGUGUGAGCGCCACGCCGUCUGACCGUCCGAGCUUUGCCGACAUCGUGACGUUCUUAAAGCAAGACGUCCAAGACGAAGUGCAUGCGCGAUUUCCUUCGUCUGGGGGAGGCCACUUCUGGCCGUCGUGAGAAAUCGAACAACCCAGCAAUCCGUGCGACGACGCCCAACCGACUGCAACGACACACACACGUCGAUCCUCUGCAUCCUCAUCCGCGGAAAACGCUCUUUGACGUGAAAGGAACGCCAUGCCGCAUGAAGGCAGGCGCACGUCCACCGUCCAUUCAUCCCCCCAGGCAACCCUGACAUGACAAUCAGCAUCUACCGCCGCCUUCCUUUGGUGCAUCCUUGUGCCGAUUCUAGCUAGCUAACUUGGUGCAAGGCUCACUAUCCCGUCGAACGAAAUACAGCCACGCCAGUAUAUCGGCAGUCACUGGCAUGCUACAGUAUGUACUUGGGUGACCACACAUAUACAUAAAUUGUUCGUAAACGACUGCUAUGCACGACGG
Molecule: messenger RNA, 1792 nt
Organism: Aphanomyces astaci
Lineage: Eukaryota; Oomycota; Saprolegniomycetes; Saprolegniales; Verrucalvaceae
Product: TKL protein kinase, variant 2
Exons: 3
Coding region: 14-946 (310 amino acids)
Biological process (GO): protein phosphorylation
Molecular function (GO): ATP binding; protein tyrosine kinase activity
Source: RefSeq, a predicted model, not a curated record